AUGUCGCUGGAAUCCAUCCGCUGUGCGUGGGAGCUAUUUACGUACACGAGUGAAUCCCAUUUCUUGAUCUUACCCCAAACCCUUACCCCUGACCUCUACCCCUUAAGUCUGGACUGGAAGAAGGGCUCGGAGCUCGGGGAGUACGACCCUCUCACCCAAGCAGACAGCGAGGACGAAAGCGAAGAGGAUGACCUCGUGCUCAACUACCCCCGGAAUGGCCUUGGCAGGGACAGCUGCCUCGGCGCGGGCUCCUCACAGCUCCGGGGGGGCAGAUCGGGAAGACUUGUGGGGGCCGAAGAUGAGGCACAGGACGACGAGGAGGAAGAGCUGGACGAAUGGAGAGAACGACUCCCCAGCAAAUCCAGGCAGGACAGAGACGACAUGUGGAAGCACAGGGACUCGGGCAGGGACAGGGCCGGGGAGGACAGAGGAGGGCCUGGGCCAAUGGGGGCUGCCGGGCUAGGGGUUCAUAGUACCGAUGAUGAAGAGAAGAGGGUGAGGAUGAGGCAUGCGGUCCGGAGUGCCUUUUUCCUGGUGCCUCUGGUCUGCGCUGCAAUGCUCGUGCUGCUGUGUGCAUUUCUGAUUCCGUGCCAGAAGGGAACACUGGAGAAGAGGCCGCAAUGGGAGAGAGCUCUGGGAGACGCAGUAGGUGUCACGCCCCCUGCGCUGGCGUUGUGGGAUGUUGAUGGUGAUUCAGUGGAGGAUGUAAUCCUGGGUGUCACCGAGUGGUCCAACGACAGCCGUCCCAUGCAAGGGAACAAAAUUUACAGUGCGGUGGCCCUGUCUGCGGUCAGCGGGCAGGUGCUGUGGAGGAAAGUCAUGCGGGAGACUGUGAUGUACAUCCAAUGUGGUCUGCAGUACAGCACCCAGCAGUCACCUGUGGUGCUCCUCAUCAGCAAGUCCAUCCUCAUGUUAGUCAACAGCACCUCAGGGGAGAACCUGCGACCGGUACUGCUUAAGAACAUUGAAUCCCAGGCGGUGUUACUUCCAGACCUCCAGGGCGACUCAGUGCCAGAUCUGCUAAUAGCAACCCUGCCUGCAGAUGAUGCGGCUUCAGAUCUCUUCCUGACGUUGAUCUCCGGGCUGACGGGGGCAAAGCUCGGUCAUCCCGUGCCUUUCAACCUGACUGGGCAGGGAAAACUGAUUGGUCCUUUGCUGCAUGAGACACAACAAGGGGCAUACUACAUCCUCUUUGGACUAGGUAACGUAGAGGCCAUCUCUCUGUGUGAUAUCUACACUCGUGCCACUGGUGAACUACCCAUAACCCCCGCCCUUAGAAAGAAGGAUCCAGGCUGGGAGGGACUCAAGAAGACCAAUUCCUCCUCCUUCAUACCCAUUUACAGAGGAUUUGAGCGUGUGGAGUUCCUGCUCCCUCUCGUGGCUGGUUAUGGCAACAACCCCAACAGUCUGGACACUGUUUCUAACCUCAACUCCACCAAAAGUGACUGGGUGCUGGUGUAUGGCUCCAGCAAGCUGUCAGUGCUCAGGCAGAAGGACAUCCGUAAAGAAUGGACCUUCAACUCAGCUCCCAUUCACAGCCAACCAGCCCCAGGACACUUCAACGAUGAUGCAAUUCUUGAUCUUUUCAUUCAGCAUUCAGCAAACGGCAUCAUGAAGGCUCAGGUUGUUGAUGGGGCCAAUGGACAUCUUCUCUGGUCAGCAGAGUUCGUGUGUCCUCGUUAUGUUUUAGAACCUUCUGCAAUCACCACCUCCACUGGCCAAUCAGCUUUCCUUUUCUGGGCCAGCGAUCCAAUCAAAGCACAGAAGAAUAUUACCAAGACAACUGUGGCCCCAGGUGUUGCUGCAGCGGAGCCACUCAUCAGAAAACUCUUCCUGCUGCACCCUACACAUCCCAAAAUCCUGCUGGAGCUCACCAGCACCACGGACACCGCCGUCACCUCCGCAGUUAGUUACCAGGAGCAUCAGAAAGACGCCUCCUACAUCACCGUAUCCUCCCGACCUGCACCCUAUUCAGAGCCCGGCGCCCGGAUAGUCAAGAGCAUGAGCCUCAAAGCCGCUAUCGCCAAAGGACAAAUCGUCCGACUAGAGGAACGCACCAGACAGCCCGGCGGAGCUGUUAAACCUAGCGUGUUUGAAGUCAACAAGUUCUUCAGGGCUUUGUCCUUUAAACGCCAGUGAGGAGCCAACACUGCGUCACAGGAAGCAGUGGAAAAAAGGACUGAGGACGAAAAGGGACAAAAGUCUGUGGAUAGCUCUGCAAUAAGGAGACACUGAGGAGUUAUUUAGAGCUGUGGAUAUACCAAGUAUGAAUUUAAUUUCAGAGAUUUCUUUUCUGUAAAAAGGAUUAUUUGUAGGUAGGUUUUGUUUGUAUUGUUAUGGUUUAUGUUUGUACAAGGAUAAGGCUUAAUUAAAUUAUUUAACUUUGGGAAGUUUAACAUUUCAGUGAAUGUUUACGAUUGUUUGGACUUGAUGAGAAGAGGUACUUCAUAUUGUUGUUUACUACUGACAGAUAAGCACAAUAAUCCUGAUGAAAGAACAUGUAAUGCAGCACUCAUACCUCUUCCCAGGCCAGUAUGUUUCUGUGGUGCCAUCCUCCAUCACAUGGAUUUUGUUGUAAUAAAGCCACUAACGGUCAUCUUUCCGCUCAUCACCAAGUUAGUAGUGUAAGGAGUCUGUAAAUAUUUAACGCCGUGAACAGUAUUUAUUGAAUAGUUUUAACAUUGUUUUUUUUCUUUGUUUACUUUGUUGUUGAAUAUCUUUUCUCAGAACAUGUGGCUGUUAUUGGCAUUUAAAUGUAAGCUAAAACUUCACAAAUCGCAAAAGAAAAUAUGAAAAUCAAUUCUUA
Molecule: messenger RNA, 2806 nt
Organism: Etheostoma cragini (Arkansas darter)
Lineage: Eukaryota; Metazoa; Chordata; Actinopteri; Perciformes; Percidae
Gene: fam234b
Product: family with sequence similarity 234 member B
Exons: 14
Coding region: 1-2139 (712 amino acids)
Source: RefSeq, a predicted model, not a curated record